AUUCGACUAGGGAGGGGGUUGAUACGCCGAAGCUGAAAUCGAGAGGCGAACCCAGGAAAGGAGUAUAUUGUACACGCGACUUUCCCCCCCUUCGUCCCCCAAAAGGAGGGGGAAAAGUCAGAAUUGUGGAAUCGAAAAGGAAAAUAAGGUUCAAAAGACGUGAAAACGUCUUCCGUUGUGGAUACCGUAUAUCUUUUUAAUUCGAAAAAAUAUGGCCGAGAACGUUCUGGACUCUGGCCCGCCUUCAGCCAAGAGGCCUAAACUAUCCUCUCCGGCACUGUCUGUCUCCGCCAGCGAUGGAAACGAUUUCGGCUCGUUGUUUGACCUGGAGCAUGACCUCCCGGACGAGCUUAUCAACUCCUCUGAGUUGGGCCUGGUCAAUGGCGGGGACCUCAGCCAACUGCACACCAGCCUGGGAGGUGGGAUGGGACCUGGGGGAGGGGGUGGCCAGGACGCGGUGGCCAAGCACAAGCAGCUCUCCGAGCUCCUUCGGUCAGGCGCUCCACACACCUCCACCCAGCAGGGCGCAGUGGGCAGCACAGGCGGGGCCAGCAUGGGCCACCUGGGAAACAUGAAGGUGUCCCCUGGGCCCCAGGGCAUGGGCCAGCAGCAACACCUCUCACCCCAGCAGCAGGCCAGCAUGAUGCAGCAGCAGGCGGGGAUGGUGGGCAGCAUGAAUCGGGGAAUGAUGGGGGCCCAGAAGGGCAACGGACAGCAGCAGCAAUCCAUGAUGGGUGGGCAGGUGAUGAACGGAUCCCCCAGGAUGGGCUUCUUGAACCAGGGGAUUGGGGGGAACAGUAACCUGCUGGCUGAGACUCUGCAGCAGCAACAACAGCAGCAGCAGGGGGCUGGUGGACAGGCUGGACUCAGAGUACAGCAACCUGGAGCAAUGAACAAGAUGGGUAUGAUGGGUAACCCGAGUUCAUAUGGAGGCCCCUAUGGAGGGCAGCAGGCAGGCCAGGGCCUGGGGGGAGCAGGGCUGGGCCCUCCGCUCCAGAACAAAGGCUCCAUGCCCAACAGCCUGGCCCAGUUCAGCAUGGACAAGAAGAGCCAGCCCAUGCAGGGCAUGUCUGUCAUGGCCCCCCAGCAGUCCGCUGCAGGUGUGGGCGGUGGAGCCGGAGGCACUGCAGGGAUGGUCCCCAACGCCCAAGGAGGCCUGGGGCCCGCCGUGUCUGUAGCCGCAGCUGCCGCAGCAGCCGGGGCGCCCCCUACGGCCGACCCUGAGAAGCGCAAGCUUAUCCAGCAGCAACUAGUGCUCCUGCUACACGCACACAAGUGCCAGCGGCGGGAGCAAGCCAACGGGGAGGUGCGCCAGUGCAACCUGCCACACUGCCGCACCAUGAAGAACGUCCUCAACCACAUGACCCACUGCCAGGCUGGCAAGUCUUGCCAAGUGGCUCACUGUGCUUCAUCCAGACAGAUCAUCUCUCACUGGAAGAACUGUACACGGCACGACUGUCCGGUCUGCCUGCCGCUCAAGAACGCUGGGGACAAGAGGAACCAGCAGUCUCUGCUAGGAGGUGCUGGUGUAGGUCUGGGUAGUUCCCUGGGCUCAGUGCCCGGAGGUCAGCCCAGCGCCCCAAACCUCAACCCCCCCAGCCAGAUCGACCCCAGCUCCAUCGAGAGGGCCUACGCCGCCUUGGGCCUCACUUACCAGGGCCUGCAGAGCCAGCCCAACCAGGCUUCUCUGCCCUCACAGGGCCUGCAGAGCCAACCAGGCAUGAGGCCGCUCAAUCCCAUGGGGGGUAACCCGAUGGGAGUGAAUGGAGGUGUGGGUGUUUCACCCCAGAACCAGCAGGCCAGCCUGCUACAGGACACCAUGCUACACCUCAACAUGAACUCCCAGGGUCUGAUGAGUGAUGUGGGUGGGGCGGGUAACAUGGGAUGCAUGCCCACGGCGACCCCACCCUCGGCAGCGGGCAUGAGGAAGAGCUGGCACGAGGACAUCACCCAGGACCUGAGGAACCACUUGGUGCACAAACUGGUACAAGCCAUCUUCCCGACCCCAGACCCUGCUGCUCUGAAGGACAGGCGGAUGGAGAACCUAGUGGCGUAUGCUAGGAAGGUGGAGGGGGACAUGUAUGAGUCUGCCAACAGCAGGGCGGAGUACUACCACCUGUUGGCUGAGAAGAUCUAUAAGAUCCAGAAGGAGUUGGAGGAGAAGAGGCGGACGCGGCUCCAGAAGCAGGAUGGUCCCCUCCCUGACCACUCUCUGGUGCGGCCCGGUGGACCCAACCAGAUGGUUAAUAGGAUGCAGAACCCUGCAGGUAUGAACCAGUUCAAUCAGAUGGGGAUGCAGUCUAUGGGUCAGAGGUUGACCCCUCCUCUCCCCCUCACACCCAUCAACCAGAUGGGCAUGGGGAACCCCAGGAUGGGCCAGCCCAACGUGGGCCAGAACCAGUACCUGCCCCAGGGACAGUUCCCAGGCUCCGGUCCAGGCCUCGGCACGGGUCAGCCCGGCGUGGCACAGCCUGGCAUGAACCAGCAAGGCAACCAGGGAGGCAUGGCACAGCCUGGCAUGAACCAGCAAGGCAACCAGGGAGGCAUGGCACAGCCUAGUAUGAACCAGCAAGGCAACCAGGGAGGCAUGGCACAGCCUAGUAUGAACCAGCAAGGCAACCAGGGAGGGAUGGCACAGGUGAGAGAGACUCAGAUACCCAUUCCUUCCCCUCUUCCCGUCAACAGCCCUCUAGCUGGGCCCGGCUCGGUCGGAGGGGGUAGUGGUGUCCCCUCGGUGGGGCCCAUGGGUCCCCAGAGUGUGGGUGGAGGCCCCUUGUCCAACCUGCCCCUGUCCAACAACCCCCAGCAGCCCAACUCCAUCCCCCACCUCGCGGCCAUGCGCCAGAGCUCGCCCUCCCCCGCCCGCAGUCUUACCCCCACACCCCACCAAACGCCACCCAGGCUAGCUGGCUCACAGACCCCCCAGCCCCACACCCCCAAUCCGUCCCAGCUGGCCCCCCCAGGCCCUCAGCAGCAGCUAGGGCCCGGCAGCCAGGGACCAGGCUCCAACAAGCCCAUGCAGCAGGGGAUGGGGGUGGGGUCCACCACCCCAUCGCACCCUGCUCACGCCUCCACAACCCCCAACCCCCAUGGAGGCCAGCUCCCUCGCACGCCUCGCACUCCGAUGUCCCAGAAGGGCGGCUACCAGCCCCAGGACGGUCAGGCUCUGACCCCAGCGUCGGUCAGCAGUGCGGACACAGCCUCCCAGCAGGCCUCCCAUUCGGAUGCCUCGGCCUCCGUGGACCCCAAGACGGAGGUCAAGCAGCAGCAGGACGAGGAGGACGACGGGGAGGAAGGCUGCUCCAAGGGGGGGAAGUUAUCCAACGUCAAGAUGGAGAACAAACCCAUCAAAAUGGAGGGGGUGAAGAAAGAGGAGUGUGGGGGCAAAGGUGUUCCCAUGGAAACGUCGUCAUUGGUGGGGGUAAAGAGUGAAGAUAGGGUGAAGACUGAAGACCGGAAGCCGGAGGUGAAGAAGGAGCCAAAAGAGGAAGAGAAGGGGUCCGAGUCCCCUGGUACACCGUCUGGUGCCCAGAACAAGAGGAAGAUCUUUAAGCCAGAGGAGCUGCGCCAGGCCCUCAUACCCACCCUGGAAUCUCUAUACAGACAGGACCCAGAGUCUCUGCCCUUCAGACAGCCUGUGGACCCUCACCUACUGGGCAUACCUGACUACUUUGACAUAGUGAAGACCCCCAUGGACCUGUCCACUAUAAAGCGGAAGCUUGAUACGGGUCAGUACCAGGAACCCUGGCAGUAUGUGGACGACAUCUGGGUCAUGUUAAACAAUGCCUGGCUAUACAACCGCAAGACGUCCCGUGUCUACAAGUACUGCUCCAAACUGGCUGAGGUGUUCGAGGCCGAGAUAGACCCCGUCAUGGUCAACCUGGGCUACUGCUGUGGUCGGAAGUUGGAGUUUUCUCCCCAGACGUUGUGCUGCUAUGGGAAGCAGCUGUGCACUAUACCCCGGGACGCUGCCUACUUCAGCUACCAGAACAGUUCACCAAAAUUUGGGCUUCUUGCUGACAGGUACCACUUCUGUGAGAAGUGCUUCAACGAAAUCCAGGGGGACAACGUGUCCCUAGGAGACGACCCCUCCCAGCCUCCGACUUCCAUCGGUAAAGAUCAGUUUGAGAAGAAGAAGAAUGACGCAUUGGACCCAGAAUUGCUUGUGGAAUGUAUGGACUGUGGACGUAAGAUGCACCAGAUCUGUGUCCUGCACAACGACACUAUCUGGCCAUUAGGUUUUAAUUGUGAUGGCUGCUUAAAGAAGUUGAAUAAGACACGUAGAGAGAACAAGUAUGCCGCCAAAAGGUUGCCCCACACUAAGCUGGGCUGUUAUUUGGAGACGAGGGUGAAUGACUUCCUGAAACGUCAGAGCCACCCUGAGUCGGGUGACGUCACCAUUCGAGUCGUCCACGUCUCUGACAAGGUGGUGGAGGUCAAACCAGGCAUGAAGUCCAGGUUUGUGGACACUGGGGAGAUGUGUGAGUCAUUCCCAUAUAGAACGAAAGCCCUGUUUGCCUUUGAGGACAUCGAUGGCGCUGACGUCUGCUUCUUCGGCAUGCAUGUACAGGAGUAUGGCUCGGACUGCCCUCCUCCCAAUCAGAGACGAGUGUACAUCUCGUACCUGGACAGUGUUCACUUCUUCCAGCCUCGUUCUCUGAGGACGGGUGUCUACCAUGAGAUUCUCAUUGGCUACCUGGAGUAUGUCAAGAAGCUGGGGUACACGACAGGUCACAUCUGGGCAUGCCCACCUAGUGAAGGGGACGACUACAUUUUCCACUGUCACCCUAUGGACCAGAAGAUCCCCAAGCCCAAGAGGCUACAGGAGUGGUAUAGGAAGAUGCUGGACAAGGCUGUGGCGGAGCGCAUAGUGCACGACUUCAAGGACAUCUUCAAGCAGGCCACGGAGGACCGUCUGACCAGUGCCAAGGAGCUGCCGUACUUUGAGGGGGACUUCUGGCCCAACGUGCUGGAGGAGAGCAUCAAGGAGCUGGAGCAGGAGGAGGAGGAGAGGAAGAGAGAGGAAAACAGCACUUCCAACGAGAGCGUAGAUGCCACGAAGGGCGACAGCAAGAACGCCAAGAAGAAGAACAGCAAGAAGACUUCUAAGAAUAAGAGCAGUAUGAGCCGAGCCAAUAAGAAGAAGCCAGGCUUGCCCAACGUGUCCAAUGACCUCUCUCAGAAACUCUACGCCAGCAUGGAGAAGCACAAAGAGGUAUUCUUUGUGAUCCGUCUGAUAGCAGCGCCCAUGUCCAACACGCUGGGCCCCAUCACAGACCCCGACGGCCUGAUGGCCUGCGACCUGAUGGAUGGGCGCGACGCCUUCCUCACCCUGGCCCGGGACAAACACUUGGAGUUCAGCUCGCUGCGCAGGUCCAAGUGGAGCUCCAUGUGCAUGUUGGUGGAGCUCCACAACCAGAGCCAGGACCGCUUCGUCUACACCUGCAAUGAGUGCAAGGGCCACGUGGAGACACGCUACCACUGCACUGUCUGCGAGGACUAUGACCUGUGCAUCACCUGCUACAAUACUAAGGGCCACAUCCACAAGAUGGAGAAGCUGGGUCUGGGCCUGGACGACGAGAGCAACAACGCAGCCUCCUCAUCCAUUGCCAACCCCGGGGACUCGCGGCGCCUCAGCAUCCAGCGCUGCAUCCAGUCUCUGGUCCACGCCUGCCAGUGUCGCAAUGCCAACUGCAGCCUGCCGUCCUGCCAGAAGAUGAAGCGCGUGGUGCAGCACACCAAAGGUUGCAAGCGCAAAACCAACGGCGGCUGCCCCAUCUGUAAGCAGCUCAUCGCUCUCUGCUGCUACCAUGCCAAGCACUGCCAGGAGAACAAGUGUCCCGUACCGUUCUGUCUGAACAUCAAGCACAAGCUGAGGCAGCAGCAGCUCCAGCAUCGGCUCCAGCAGGCCCAGAUGCUGCGGAGGAGGAUGGCCAGCAUGCAGAGGGUGGGUCAGCCACCUCCGGGACCGGGGGGAAACGGUGGACUACCAUCUCCGGGAAACAACGGCACCACAGGGCCCAGCACCCCCAUGUCUGUGGGCACGCAGCCCCCCACGCCUCAGACCCCAACCCAGGGGAACAUGCCCCAGCAGGGGAUGGGCCAGGGCCCCCCAGGGCAGCAGCAGGGCAGCAUUCCCCAGCAGCACCACAUGCAGCACCAGUUCCAGCAGCAGAUGCAGCUGCAGCAGCAGGGGGGAGGGGGAAUGAUGAACUCUCCUCAGCAGCAACAGAUGGUCCAACAGCUUCAACAGCAGCAACAGGGCCAGUCUCCAAAUGUCCAGCAGAUGCAGCACCCAGGAGGUCUGCCCCCCUACACCCCCAGACCUCCAGGAGCCUCGCCCCUCCACCAGUCCCUGGGUAAACCCGGUCUGGGCCCAGCCACCCCUCCACAGCAGCAGACCAACCCUAGCCAGGGUUCCAUGCCCCAGGGGCAGCAGCAGCAGGGGCCUCCUCCGGCAGCGGUGGAGAUAGCGUUGAAGAUCCAGCGUGUGGCAGAGACUCAGCGUCAGAUGGCCCAGGCCCAGGCCCAGAUCCUCCAGAGGCAGCAGGCGGCCCAGGGUGGAGGCAUGAUCCCCCCUCACCACCAGAACCCCCAGGCUCAGAUGCAGAGCAUGGCCCACGCAGGAGCAGGCAUGGUAGGGCCCCAGGGUCUGGCAGGGAGGACCUUGAUGGAGCAGCAGGGGAUGGUGGUAGGGCCAGGAGGCAUGCAGCAGCAGUCCCAGAUCCCCCCUCAGGUUCAGCUCCAGCAGCAGGCCCGACUUCAGAACCCCAACCAACAGCAGUGGGGAGGCCCUGGUGGGAUGACCCCCCAGCAGAGGCAAGGCAUGAUGGGACAGAUGGGUCACCUGACACUGCAGCAACAACAGCAGCUUGCCCAGCAACAGCAGCAGCGGCAGCUUGCCCAGCAACAACAACAACAGCAGCAGCAAGGUCAGCCCCAGCAACAACAGCAGGCAGGGCAAGGGGGGUUAAUGGGGUUGAUGGGAGUUCAAGGCGGCGUGGCUGGGGCGGCGGCGGCAAUGGUGGGGACAGGGAACCUCCCUCAGGCAGCUCUACAGGACCUCCUGCGUACCCUCCGCUCUCCCAGCUCCCCCGGCCAGCAGCAACAGGUCCUCAACAUCCUCCGCUCCAACCCCCUCCUCAUGGCUGCCUUCAUCAAGCAGCGAGCUGCCCGAUACCAGGGAGGUCCAGGGGUGCCUGGGGCACCGGGAGGAGGCCCAGGAGGGGGGCCUGGAGGUGUGCGGUUCCAGGGGGCCCCUGGUGGGGUAGGAGUUGGGCCUGGUGGUAACCAGGUUGUUAUGGAUGGUCAGCAGGUCAACGUAAACCCUGGAGCGGCCCAGGCAGGUAUGAACAUGGGCCAGGGAGGAGGAAAUAUACCCACUAUGGCUCAGCUACAGCAGUUGCAGCAGCAGCAACUGCAACAACAACAGCAGCAACUGCAACAACAGCAGCAGCAACAACAACAACAGCAGCAACAGCAACAACAGCAACAACAACAGCAACAACAACAGCAGCAGCAGCAACAACAGCAACAACAGCUGCAGCGCCCUCUCUUGCCUGGGAGUUUGCAGCAACAGCAGCAAAUGGCAGCGCAACAACCGCAGCAACAACAAGGCGGUAUGCCAGGCCAAGGCACCCCAAUGUCCAACAUGACUCCCCAGUUCAGAGAGAUUCUGAUGCGAAGGCACCUGCAGCAACAACAACAGCAGCAGCAGCAACAACAACAGUUGAGUAAUAAUGGUCAGUUCCAGCAGCCCCCCCAACAGCAGCAGGGUCAGGGCCAGCAGGGCUUCAUGCAGCAGGGCCAGCCUGGUCAACCUGGCCAGACCCAGUCUGGGGGAGGAGGGCCGCAGCAGGGGGGGGGCCAGGGGCCCCAGUCGGGUCCCGGGCAGGGCCAGCAAGGGCAGGGCUACCCUGGAACCAUGUCCCAGCAGGUAGCCACAGCCCUGCAACAGAGGCUGCAGCACCAGAUGCAGAUGCAGCAGAUGCAGCAACAGGAUGGUGGGGGGCCUGGGCAGCUCCAACAGGGGCAGCAGGGUCCCCAACAAGGCCAAGGUGGUCCCCCCCAGCCCCAGUCCUCCCAUGCCAUUCUCCAGCAGGCCCUCCACCAGAGACUCCUCCAGCAGCAGCACCUAGGAGGGGGCUCGCCUGCCCAGCACGGCAGUCCUAUGAGCCCCCAGCAGCAGAUGGCCCAGUCCCCACACCCCCACCUCCAGGGCCAGGCUCUGGGCGGUCAAUCUCUCAGCAACCAGGUGCGUUCUCCUCAGCCUUCCCCUCGGCCACAGUCCCAGCCGCCCCACUCCAGCCCCUCGCCACGCAUGCAGCCCCAGCCCUCCCCUCACCGCAUCUCCCCCCAGACAGGCUCUCCGCACCCGGGUCACCUCUCCCAGCACCACCCUGGCAUGGUGGCCUCCCAAAACCCACAACAACAAUUGUCACAGCAACAACAACAGACUAACUCUGGGGACCCGGGUACGUUUGGUUCGGACCCAAGUGCUAUGAUGUCCCAGAUAAGUGGGAUGGGGGGCUUGCAUGGCCCAGGGCAGUCGGACAUGUUGGGUAAUAACAACCAGGACCUGGGGACGAACAUUAACCACAACAGUUUAGACAUUAUGUAACCUACUACUAGGUCUGUCUCGGUGGUCUGAAGAACUGCCUUCAUGGGUCUUGCUGGGAUUGAAUGGAAGGGGGAUGGCAGUUUUAAAAGUUAUUUUUAUUUAAUAUUUUUCUGAUGUAUAAAUGAAAAGAACUUAACUUCCUAUGGGAGAUGCAACAUUUUAAACCUACAAGUCAAUAAAUGAAUAAAUUAAACGAAUGGUAAGUUAUUGCUGUUUAUGUUAGAUAGAUAUAUAUAUAUAUAUCUAACAUUUUUGCCAAUUGUGUACAUAAGGUGUAAGGGGUUUCUGGACGUGAGAGUUCUUCCUUAGUAUAUGACACAAGUAAAAUUUUUGGGGACUGAAUUUUUUUAGCUUUUUAUUUUUUACAAGUAUUUUUAAGAUUUUCAAUGUGGUGGAAAAUUACAGUGAGUUAAUACAAUGGACCUUUUUAUCGUUCUGUUUUCCUUCAUAAAACCAGUCAUGAUUGUAUCUGUUUUGCAGAAGUAUUUUUUAAAAAUAUAUAUUAUAAUGAUCAAUA
Molecule: messenger RNA, 9137 nt
Organism: Salvelinus namaycush (lake trout)
Lineage: Eukaryota; Metazoa; Chordata; Actinopteri; Salmoniformes; Salmonidae
Product: histone acetyltransferase p300-like
Exons: 29
Coding region: 212-8620 (2802 amino acids)
Biological process (GO): positive regulation of transcription by RNA polymerase II
Cellular component (GO): transcription regulator complex; nucleus; histone acetyltransferase complex
Molecular function (GO): transcription coactivator activity; chromatin DNA binding; protein binding
Source: RefSeq, a predicted model, not a curated record